Lactuca saligna is the source of this 4930-nucleotide messenger RNA. NCBI's taxonomy places the organism in Eukaryota, Viridiplantae, Streptophyta, Magnoliopsida, Asterales, Asteraceae. The record is from the annotation of a GenBank genome assembly.
AUGGGUUUUGAGCCACUGGUUUGGUUUUGCCGGCCGGAGGAAAAUGGCAUUUGGGCAAAGACAACCGCUAGUGCUCUUGGUGCUUAUACACCGUGUGGCAUUGAAUCAUUUGUGGGUUGUAUAUCGAAUGUGGUUUUGAUGGGGUUGUGCUUAUACAGAUUAUGGUUGAUCAUGAGAGACUUUAGGGUCCAGAGGUUUUGCUUACGCUCAAAGUACUAUAACUAUAUGUUGGCCUUUUUAGCAGGUUAUUGUGCUUCAGAGUCCCUAUACAGGUUACUCUUCGAUGUUUCGAUGUUUGAAUUUGAUGUACAAAGUAGCCUUGCUCCAUUUGAGGCAGUUUCACUAUUCCUUGAGACCCUUGUUUGGAGCUGUUUGGUGAUUAUGGCCCUUUUGGAAACUAAAGUGUAUAUUAGAGAGUUCCGGUGGUAUGUCCGCUUUGGUGCACUUUAUGUCUUGGUUGGGGAUACUGUGAAACUUAGUCUCAUUCUUUCAGUAAAAUAUUUAUACCCAAGCUCUGUACUUUAUGCGUACAUCAGUUCAUUGCUUUGCCAGGCUUUAUUUGGAGUAUUUCUUCUUUCUUACAUACCAAAUUUGGAUGCCUACAUGGGUCAUAUACCACUUCAAACAGACCCUCAUGAUGACAUCAAGUAUGAAGUGCUUCAUGGAGGAGAACAUAUUUGCCCUGAAAGGCAUGCCAACAUAUUUUCAAGAAUAUAUUUUGGAUGGAUGACUCCCCUUAUGGAGCAGGGGUACCGAAAGCCUAUAACAGAAAAAGAUGUUUGGACAUUAGAUACGUGGGAUCAGACAGAGACACUGAGUAGGAAGUUCCAAAAAUAUUGGGCUGAUGAAUCUCACAAGUCAAAACCGUUUCUCUUACGCUGUCUGAAUAACUGUGUUGGAGGAAGGUUCUGGUUUGGUGGCCUUUUCAAAGUUGGCAACGAUCUUUCCCAAUUUGUGGGACCAGUUAUAUUAAACUAUCUUCUACAGUCUUUGCAACGAGGUGAUCCUUCAUGGAUAGGCUACAUCUAUGCCUUCUCAAUUUUUGUUGGUGUGUCAUUAGGAGUUCUCUGUGAAGCUCAAUACUUUCAGAAUGUUGCAAGGACCGGUUUCCGUAUAAGGUCAAUUUUGGUGGCUGCUGUGUUUCGAAAAUCCUUAAGGCUGACCCAUGAAGCACGAAAGGAUUUCCCAUCUGGUAAAAUUACAAAUAUGAUAACCACAGAUGCCAAUGCACUCCAGCAAGUAUGCAAUCAACUUCAUGGGUUAUGGUCAGCCCCAUUUAGAAUUGUUCUUUCCAUGAUUCUUCUUUACCAACAAUUAGGGGUUGCUUCACUUGUGGCUUGUCUGCUUCUGAUUCUCAUGUUCCCUGUACAGACGAUGAUUGUGAGCAAAAUGCGGAAAUUAUCCAAGGAAGGCUUACAGUACACUGACAAAAGAGUGGGGCUAAUGAGUGAAAUAAUGGCGGCAAUAGAGACUGUAAAAUGUUAUGCAUGGGAGCAGAGUUUCCAAACAAAAGUUGAAACUAUCAGGAAAGAUGAGCUUCUAUGGUUAUGGAAAUCACAAUUUCUGGGAGCGUGCAACAAUUUUAUACUCAACAGCCUUCCGGUUCUUGUGGCGGUGAUUUCAUUUGGUGUCUUCACUUUGCUUGGUGGAGAGUUGACACCUUCAAGGGCUUUCACAUCACUUUCCUUAUUUACAGUGCUUCGAACUCCUUUAAACACGCUUCCUAAUUUAAUAACUCAGGCUGUGAAUGCAUACGUAUCGUUACAGCGUUUAGAGGAACUAUAUUUAGGUGAAGAAAGAAUUCUGUUACCCAAUCCACCUCUUGAACCGGGGCUUCCUGCAAUUUCCAUAAAAAAUGGCUACUUUUCAUGGGACCCGAAUGCCACAAAACCAACAUUAGCAGAUAUAAACAUAGAUAUACCAGUUGGCAGUUUAGUUGCAAUCGUAGGUGCUACAGAGGAACCGCUGCCUAUGUCCCUCAAAUUUCUUGGAUAUUCAAUGCUACAGUACGUGAAAACAUAUUAUUUGGAUCAAAGUUUGAAGCUUCACGAUAUUGGAAGACUGUACAAGGUCGUGAUCUCACAGAGAUAGGUGAAAGAGGAGUGAAUAUCAGUGGUGGACAAAAGCAAAGAGUCUCAAUGGCUAGAGCAGUGUACUCAAACUCAGAUGUCUACAUAUUUGAUGACCCAUUGAGUGCUCUAGAUACUCAUGUUGGUCGAGAGGUCUUUGAAAGGUGCAUCAAGGAAGAGCUGCGAGGGAAAACAAGGGUGCUUGUUACAAACCAGCUUCAUUUUCUUCCUCAGGUGGAUACAAUUCUGUUGGUCUCAGAAGGUAUGGUCAAAGAGGAAGGAACUUUUGAAGAGCUCUCGGAAAGUGGGUUACUAUUUCGGAAGUUAAUGGAAAAGGUGGGUGGAAUGGAUGGAAGUGGAACCACUGAAUGCACAACCAAUACAUCCUCAAAACCAUAUUCUGAUCAUGAUCACGACUCAAUAAAUGAUCCAACAACCAUUACACCCACAUCAUCAAAAAAGAAUCAUAAAUCUCUUCUUAUCAAGCAAGAAGAUAGGCAAACCGGCAUUGUUAGCUGGAAAGUUUUAGCAAGGUACAAGGAUGCUUUAGGAGGCCUGUGGGUUGUCAUUAUAUUAUUAGCAUGCUAUAUUUCAACCGAAGUCCUUCGAAUUUCAAGUAGCACAUGGUUAAGUUACUGGACAGAGCAAAGCACUACAACAGCUCGGGGCCCAGCUUUUUACAUUCUCAUCUAUGCCCUCUUGUCCAUUGGACAGGUAUUGGUGACAUUUGCAAAUUCUUUCUGGUUAAUUUCAUCAAGUCUCCACGCUGCUAAAAAACUUCAUGAUACAUUGGUGUAUUCGGUUCUUCGAGCUCCCACAGCCUUUUUCCAAACAAAUCCCCUUGGUCGGGUCAUCAAUCGCUUUGCAAAUGAUAUCGGUGAUAUAGAUCGUAAUGUUGCUAAUCUUGCCAAUACAUUUCUGAAUCAAGUUUGGCAAUUACUUUCCACUUUUGUGCUUAUCGGCAUUGUCAGCACAAUAUCUUUGUGGGCCAUAAUGCCUCUUCUUCUUCUGUUUUACACUGCCUACCUCUACUAUCAGAGCACCUCAAGGGAAGUGAAGCGGUUGGACUCCAUUACAAGAUCUCCUGUGUACGCACAAUUUGGGGAAGCAUUAAACGGUUUAUCAAGUAUCCGUGCUUACAAAGCGUAUGAUCGUAUGGCAAGAAUUAAUGGGAAAUCAAUGGACAACAACAUUAGAUUCACCCUCAUAAACUUUAGUUCCAACCGUUGGCUCACCAUAAGACUAGAAACAUUAGGUGGCAUAAUGAUUUGGUUCACGGCCACAUUUGCAGUGAUGCAAUCGGGAAGAACACAUGACCAAGUAGCUUUCGCAUCCACAAUCGGUUUGCUCCUAAGUUAUUCCUUAAAUAUCACAAAUCUUAUGAGUAAUGUUCUAAGACAAGCAAGUAGGGCGGAAAAUAGUUUCAAUGCGGUCGAGCGUGUGGGCACGUAUAUCGACUUGCCGUCUGAGGCUCCGGAAAUAAUUGAAAACAACCGGCCGCCACCCGGAUGGCCGUCAUUGGGUUUAGUUGAGUUUGAAAAUGUGGGAUUUCGGUAUAGAGAUGGUCUUCCUCCGGUCUUGCAUGGCGUCUCCUUCGCUGUGUCCCCGUCCGACAAGGUUGGGAUUGUUGGAAGGACGGGUGCCGGAAAAUCUACAAUCAUCAAUGCAUUGUUUCGGAUGGUUGAAUUAGAAAAAGGAAGAAUUUUUAUUGAUAAUUAUGACAUUUCCACUUUUGGGUUGAAGGAUUUGCGUAAAGUUCUUGGGAUUAUACCACAAUCACCCGUUCUUUUUUCAGGUACUGUGCGUUUUAAUCUUGAUCCGUUUAAUGAACAUAGUGAUGCGGAUCUUUGGGAGGCUCUUGAACGAUCAUAUUUGAAGAAUGCGAUUUCUAGAAAUGCAUUGGGUUUGGAUGCCGAGGUGUCAGAGGGAGGGGAGAACUUCAGUGUUGGACAAAGACAACUACUGAGUCUUGGUCGGGCGUUGCUAAGGAAAUCAAAGAUUCUUGUUCUGGACGAAGCAACUGCAGCAGUUGAUGUCAGAACUGAUCAUCUUAUACAGAAAACAAUACGCAAAGAAUUCAAAUCAUGCACAAUGCUCAUUAUCGCUCAUCGCCUCAAUACCAUCAUUGACUGCACUCGGAUUCUCGUGCUCCAGAAUGGUCAAAUUGCGGAAUAUGAUACUCCAGAAAGAUUAAUAUCACGUGACGGGGCGUUCUUGAAGAUGGUUCAAAGUACAGGGGCUGCAAAUGCUCAGUAUUUACAGGACAUUGUACUAGGCAGAGAAGGAAAUAAACAAGUUCACAAGUGAUUGCUGACAUUAUCUGAUGAGCACAAAUUGGUCUGGAAGGAUAUAUAGAUAUUAUUAGAUCACAUUGAAACUCAUGGUGGAAACAAUAUUGGUGCAGCAGGAGAAGAAAAGACAGACUCUAGUUAUGUUGGUAAAAGUCAACUAACAAGGACCUUCAAUUCAUUCUACCAUUAGGACACACUUAUUUGUAGGGUAUAUAUGUUGAAAGGGUGUUUUGAUAUACACCUUAAUCUAGUAUAUCGGUCUCAUGCUAUGAAUUAUGUUGGGUUUUGUUCUUCCUAUCUUUUAAACCUCAAAUCUACUCUAAUAAAAGAAUGUUUUUGUUUGCCACAUGUCACACUCCCAAAUAUCAUUUUGUGGUUAUUUUGAAUUAAUUUUUUUUUGCUAUGACAUUUUAUAAGUUUUUCUAUUCUAAUAAAUUCCGUAGAAUAUUUUAAUGUAAUAAUUACAAUAAAUAUAAUAAUAAUGGAUUUAUAUUUUUAUUUCAAAAUUUCCAAAUUAAAGCUCAUUAUUUAUUUUCUUUAUUUAUUUAGAUUUAAAAGAUAUUAAUAAUU